Messenger RNA from Cyprinodon tularosa, 2434 nucleotides. Its product is annotated as ribosomal protein S6 kinase beta-2-like. NCBI's taxonomy places the organism in Eukaryota, Metazoa, Chordata, Actinopteri, Cyprinodontiformes, Cyprinodontidae. Gene Ontology annotation, molecular function: protein serine/threonine kinase activity; ATP binding. The record is from RefSeq and is a predicted model, not a curated record. The coding region runs from base 194 to 1606 and encodes 470 amino acids. The transcript is spliced from 16 exons. Gene Ontology annotation, biological process: signal transduction; protein phosphorylation.
CUGAGGAGUGGGUCACAGCACGAGCUUCAUGUUAUUCUGAUGACAGGAGAGCAAACAGCUCUGUGGACCCAAUAAAGGCUGCUCUCUGUGUCCCGCUGAAUUAAGCUGCAGUUCUGUGGGUAUAAAAGUUGAUCUUUUUCUCCCGCUGCGGGCUGAGAGGACCAGAGGAAACCGGAAGCUGAACGAACAGAGGAUGGCGGGAGUGUUUGACAUCGACCUGGAGACGGAGGACAUCAGCGACACAGAGGAUGAUGCCUGUGAGCUGACUGUCGUGGAACCCGACAGCGCUCAAACCGAGGAGGUGGAGCUCACCAGUGAGAGCGUCAACAGAGACAGCGAGAGAGUCGGACCCGAUUGUUUCGAGCUCCUUAGGGUGCUGGGGAAAGGAGCCUAUGGCAAGGUGUUCCAGGUGAGGAAGGUUCAAGGGCCCCAAACAGGAAAAAUCUUCGCCAUGAAGGUCCUAAAAAAGGCAAAGAUAGUCUGCAACGCCAAAGACACGGCUCACACACGAGCAGAGCGGGAGAUCUUGGAGAAGGUGAGACACCCGUUCAUCGUGGAUCUGCUGUAUGCCUUCCAGACGGGUGGGAAGCUCUACCUCAUCCUGGAGUGUCUGAGCGGAGGAGAGCUGUUCAUGCAGCUGGAGAAGGAGGGCAUCUUCAUGGAGGACACGGCCUGUUUCUACCUGGGAGAGAUCACCAUGGCCCUGGGUCACCUUCACUCUAGCGGGAUCAUUUAUCGAGACCUGAAACCUGAGAACAUCAUGCUCUGUCAGCAGGGACACAUCAAGCUGACGGAUUUUGGCCUCAGUAAGGAGUCCAUUCAUGAUGGAACCAUCACACACACCUUCUGCGGCACCAUCGAGUACAUGGCUCCAGAGAUCCUCAACAGAUCAGGUCACAACAGAGCAGUGGACUGGUGGAGCCUCGGGGCUCUGAUGCACGACAUGUUGACUGGAUCGCCUCCUUUCACGGCUGAAAACAGGAAGAAGACGAUCGAUAAGAUCCUGAAGUGUAAAGUGAAUCUUCCUCCAUAUCUGACGGUCGAUGCCAGAGACCUGAUCAAGAAGCUGCUGAAGAAGAAUCCGUCUCAGAGAAUCGGUUCUGGUAAAGGUGACGCCGCUGAUAUCCAGAAACAUCCGUUCUUCAGGCACAUCAGCUGGGAGGAGCUGCUGAAUAAGAGAGUGGAGCCGCCAUAUAAACCCCAGCUGCAUUCAGAGGAGGACGUGAGCCAGUUUGACACCAGGUUCACCAGACAGACUCCGGUGGACAGUCCAGACGACACCAGGCUGAGUCACAGCGCAGAGCUGGCCUUCGCUGGUUUCUCCUUCGUGGCCCCGUCGGUCCUGGAGAGCCUCAAAGAGGGGUUCUCAUUUGAACCUCGGUCGCGUCACAUGCGCCGCCACAACAGCAGCCCACGGACGCCCAUCAGUCCUCUGAAGUUUUCUCCUGCCGGACCCUUUAAGUCCAGCCUGGACGGGGAGCCGGACCUCUUCUCCCCCACGUCUCCACCUGCUGCUCCGCCUCGCGCCCCGCUGGAAAACGGAGCAGCCAGUCAGCCGAUCAAGACGCCUUCAAGGAACAAGAAGAAGAAAGACCAUCGGAGAUGAAGCAGCAAUCUCCCCAAGGUUCAUUUCUGCUCCUACAAACGGUUUCUGCCCAGCGAGCGCCCAGGCAGGAGGAGUUAGGAAAGUGGAUCAACAGAGAUGCGUCUGAAAGCGGGAAUAAUCAGAGGAAUUCUGCCUCUCCUGGGAAAUUAUCCGCAGAUCGGCUCCCAAUAAGUCCAGUUAACAAGAAAACAAAACGUCUGGACGUAUUUAAUUAAAAAAGGGCAGAGAGCUAUUGAUUUUCCUUUAGCAGCUUCCCUGUGAAUUUAUGAUGGGUGGAGGGGGGGGGUGAUGGAUUGACUGGAAGCUCUGGUGUUUAAUUACAGCGAAAGGAAGUAGUGAUUUAAGGAGUCCACCAGAGCUGGAACAUCUGGGCAGAUGUUUAAUUAGAGAAAAUAUGAAAACAACCUUUAGCCUCCAGGAGCUCUAACAGGAUUUCUGCUUCUUUUUCCUUCUUCCUGUUUGGUGUUUCAUUUAUUUCUGCAUGCGUGUAACGUGAUGGGGAACCCUCUUCUGGUUGACGACUCAUCGUCCAACACACCUUUUUUUUUGUUUUUUGUUCUUUUGUUGCCUCCAAAGGAGAACAAUCAACCAAUCAGAGCAGGCUCCGCCUUAAUGAGACAGGAAGUAAAAAGAAUCCUCGUCUUCGACUUUGAAAUUCUGAGUUUGUUGAAUGUGACAUGGACUUUUUAGGACUGUGUGAAUGUAUAUAGAAACCUACUGAUUGGGUAAUCAUUGAAUGUUAGGUUUUAUGUUCUUUUCUUGUCUUCUGCCAAAGUUAUUCACAGGAUUUAUCACCUGAUCGGAUCAAAGGGACUCACCCCAUCAUGA